This is a messenger RNA of Dictyostelium purpureum, 750 nucleotides long. RefSeq lists its product as uncharacterized. The transcript is spliced from 2 exons. The record is from RefSeq and is a predicted model, not a curated record. The coding region runs from base 24 to 689 and encodes 221 amino acids. NCBI's taxonomy places the organism in Eukaryota, Evosea, Eumycetozoa, Dictyosteliales, Dictyosteliaceae.
CAUAAAUAAAUAAUACCAUCAAAAUGUUAUCUUUCAAACAAUUAGGCGAAACUGAAAAAGAUUUUAAAGUCGAUGAAAAAAAAUUUAGAGUUGCCCCAUCAAAUGAAUUAUUAUUAGAAACUGUUAAAAACUUAGAACUCAAAAACCACAGAGUUACCGUUGUCGAGGAUGAAGCCGCUGCUCUCCAAUUAUUAAUUGACGAAAUUCCAAAAGAUUCUGAAGUUAUGGCUGCUAGUUCAUGCACUCUUGAUGAAAUUGGUUUCAAGAAAUACUAUUUCUCUGAUGAUUGUAAAUGGAAAAAUGUUCACAAGAAAAUUUUAGCAAAACCAGCUGCUGAACAAGGUGUUGCCCGUAAAGUAGCUUUAGCCUCCGAUUAUUUCUUAUCAUCAGUUUGUGCCAUUACCAAGAGUGGUAACAUCUAUGUUGCUGAUGCAUCAGGAACAAGAGUUGGUGGUUUCACUGCCUCCACCAAUAUGGUCAUCGUUACUGGUUUCAACAAGAUCGUCGAAACUGAUGAAUUAGCCCUCCAAAGAACUGAACAAUUUUGUUUACCAUGUGAAUCAGUAAGAGCUCGUUAUGCAUACGGGAAUAAAGGCUCUGUCAUUCAAAACUUACUCAGUUGUAAAUUCGGUGCUACUAUGUAUAACAAAUACCACAUUAUUUUAGUUAAAAAAUUAUUAGGUUAUUAGAUAUAUUACAAAUUGUUUAAAUAGUAAAAUAAAUAAAAUAAAAAAUUAAUUAAAAAACUAU